CGGGCGGGCCCGGGGGAGCUGUAAAGCGGCCGCUAUUCGGCCGGGCCCCUCCCCAGCACGGAGCCCCCCCCCCCCCCGCCCCCCCUCCGAUCCCCCCCCUUUCCCCUCCCCCUCCUCCUCCCCGCCCCUCGCGCGGCCCGAGCCCGCGAGCGCUGCCGGCCCGGCCUGCCGCCGCCAUUGGCGGGGGUGCGCCAGCCCCUCCCCCGGCCCGGCGCCCCGCUGCCGCCCUGGAGGUUCCUCAACGGGCAUCAGAUAAAAUGAUGGAAUGGAGAAAUUGUUUUCGUCAUGGAUAAAGACUUUAUGAGCAGCAGCAGCAGCUUUUGUUUUUCAUGAGCUGAAGCUUCCUCUUUAAGAGGUGCGGUGCUGUGAAAACUGUUGGUGACCACAGAAAAAAAUGGACGUGUUGCAGAUACUACGUAAAACCACAGAGUGCUUAGAGUGUGAUCACUGCAACUUCAGAGGAACGGACUAUGAGAACAUACAGAUUCAUAUGGGUACCAUACACCCAGAGUAUUGUGAUGAAAUGAAUGCUGCUGGUUUGGGUAAACUUAUAUUUUAUCAAAAAAGCGCAAAACUGUUUCACUGCCACAAAUGUUUCUUUACCAGCAAGAUGUAUUGCAACGUGUAUUAUCACAUCACAGCACAGCAUGCAGCACCUCAGAAGUGGAAUGAGGAACGGAAAGGACAGGCAGAAGGAGAUUCGGAGCCCUCCAAAAACAGCGUCACAUUGGAGCCACAGAAACCUACAGUUUCCCCUGAGACAGGCAAACCCUCCCUUUCUCCUGAACUCCCCAAAUCUGAACCUGUUGUUUCCCCUAAGCUUCAGAAAUCUUCAGUAUCUCCAGAGCCCCAGAAAUCGGCUCAGGCAACUUCCUCAGAGUCAGAGCAGUCAGCCCAGGCUAUGUCCCCAGACCCAGAAAAGUCAUCCAAGGCCACGUCUCCAGAUGUGGAGAAGUUAGCCUCAGCUGUAUCCUCAGACUCAGAGAAGCCAUCUCCAUCUGUGUCCCCCGACCCACAGAAGCCAUCUCCUGCUGUCUCUCCUGACCCACAGAAGCCAUCUCCUGCUGUGUCCCCCGACCCACAGAAGCCAGCGCCGGCAGUGUCUCCAGAGCCCCGUCGCCAUUCCCCGGCGGUGUCUCCAGAGCCCCGGCGCCAUUCCCCAGGAAUGUCUCCAGAGCCUCGUCGCCAUUCCCCCGCUGUAUCGCCGGAGCCCCGUCGCCAUUCCCCUGCCGUGUCUCCAGAGCCCCGCAGAUACUCCCCAGCUGUCUCACCAGAGCUAAAGAAACCUCCUGCAGCAGUGUCCCCCGAGCCCCGACGCUAUGCACCAGCCGGCUCCCCUGAGCCUCGCAGGCAUCCUUCUCAAAUGCGUAGGCCCGCUCCCGCUGCUUCUCCUGAAAGCCGGAGGCCCGCUCCUGCGGUUUCGCCGGAGUCAUGGAGACCCGGUCCGACCGUUUCCCCUGAGCCCUGGAGAUCCACGCCUCACGAGGUGCAGAAGUCCUCUGCGGUUCCUUCCUGGGCCCCAAAGUCCGCCAUGUCGAUGUCCGUAGAAUCCCGGAGGUCUGCCCCUGAGUCCCGAAGGCCCGUUGUGUCGCCAGAGCCUAGGAGGUUUGUCUCUGACUCGUGGAAAUCUACAUCCUUUUCUGAAUCCCAGAAGUCUACUCUGGUUUCUUCUGAGCCGUGGAAACCCAUCUCAUCUGUUUAUCCUGAAGGCUGGAAACCUGUUCUGUCCCCUGACACGUGGAAGCAUUCUUCUCCAGUUUCUCCUGAGCUUCGAAAGUCUAGUCACACAGUUUCCUCUGACUCUUGGAAGCCUUUCUUUUCUGAGGUCCGUAAGCCUGGCGCUUCGGUGUCUCCUGACUCUUGGAAACUCUCUGAGUCACGGAAAUCUAUGUUUUUUUCUGAAUCUCAGAAAUCCACCUCUGCUGCUUCCUCUGAGGUUCAGAAACGGGCUCAUUUCCCCGAACCUCGGAAAAGAGCUCUGUUCCCAGAAUCUCGUAAAUCUAAUCCUACCGUGUCUACUGAUGUCCAGAAACGUGCUGUCUUUUCUGAGCACCAGAACCAGGUGUCUACUUCUGCUCUUUCUACUGAAGGCCAAAAACACGCCCUAUGUUCUGAAGCCCAGAAGCCGUCUCUUACUUCCCCCGAAGUUCAGAAGCACGCCCUAUUUUCUGAAGCCCAGAAACUUGCUUCCAUUUCCUCUGAAGUUCAGGAGCAUGCUUCCUUCCUGGAGUCUCAGAAAUCCAUUUCUCCUGAAAUUCAGAAACACGGCCUCUUCGCUGAGUCCCAGAAACCCGCUCUUUCCGUUUCUCCUGAGAACCCCAAACAAGCUGUUUUUACCGACUCCCAGAAAUCUGCCGUUUCCCCUGACGUUCAAAAGCACAGUGUAUUUUCUGAGAUGCAGAAGACUGCUGCUGCUUUGUCCUCUGAUGUCCAGAGACACGCUGAAACUACUGUACCUUCUGAAAUCCAGAAGAACAUGCUGUUUUCCGAGCCUCACAAACCUGCUCCGGGUUUUUCCUCUGAGCCCCAGACACCUAGUGAGUCUGGAGAGAGCGACUUUCUUUCUCACAGUUUAGAUGAUCAGAAACCACUGGAUGAUUUAUUCUCACAGGAUGAACAAUCAAUAUUAGCCAAAGAAUCACCAGAAGACAUGUUAUAUUCGUGCCCCAAAAAGAAGACCAAGAAGGAGAACCAGGAGAACUCAGAUUCCGAACUAAACAGCAGCGAGUGUGGAAAAAUGGAGAUGGACUCGAUGGAGAUGAAGGAGCAAGAAUCCAACAGUGACCAAGAGCAGUAUGAUAUGGAGUCGUCUGAUUACGGCAAGGAGAGCAAACUCGAUGUGACUACUCCCACGCAGCCACAGUGUGUGCUGCAGUUUACCGAAGAGAAGGAGGCUUUCAUCUCCGAGGAAGAAAUAGCCAAGUACAUGAAGCGUGGCAAGGGAAAGUAUUACUGCAAAAUCUGCUGCUGUCGGGCGAUGAAAAAAGGCGCCGUCCUGCACCAUUUGGUUAACAAGCACAACGUUCAGAGCCCGUACAAAUGCAAAAUAUGUGGCAAAGCUUUCCUUUUGGAGUCCCUCCUUAAAAAUCACGUUGCUGCUCACGGUCAGAGUUUGUUGAAAUGUCCACGUUGUAAUUUUGAAUCAAAUUUCCCCCGAGGCUUUAAGAAACAUUUGACCCAUUGCCAAAGCCGUCAUAGUGAUGAUACACCUAAAAAACACUUGGACAGCCUUGAACCACUCGAAGAGCAAAUUUAAUCUGGGUUUGGUUUUUUUUUUUCCCCCUUGUGCUAGGAAAGCUGAAUUACAGAAGUGUUCAGAAGUGUUGCUGUAUGUUAACAGAGUAGUUUAGUCGACCUGACAAGUCAGAAGAUGCAUGGUUUAUUGUACUAUGUUUAACUUGUCUUAUAGCUGUAUUACCAAAAUGAUUUCCUUUUGAAAGUCAUUUUCAAUACGUGCCCACGUCUUUGUAUUACCCAUCAGUAGAGUCAUAUUUUAUUUUUCAGAUGUACUACAUUUUUGAAACCAAAACGGAUACAAAUUAGUUUUAUAAAGAUUUGUAAAACACACAGGCAGUUCAGGACUGGAGUGGCAAAGCAAUCCAGGUGUGUUCCUGUGAAGGCCGAACUCCUUUUUUUUCCACAUUUGUUAAAUGUCGUGUUUUUCAAAAGGUUUUUAAUCAAAUUCUCAAAAUUCUCGCCCAAUUGAAUGUGUGAGUGAGCCAAGCAUGAGAAACCACCAAUCCUUCUGGAAUUAUUCCGCCCUGAGGUUGUAAUUGAGUGCAUAGUCAUCCCUUUGAAAUUUAUUGUACUCAAUUCUCUGACUUCCUCGUCUCACAAUUAAAAGCAUCAAGGUACUUACUUUGUGACUUUGUAUUUUGGCCAUGUUUUAAAGCAUGUAUUGAUAUACCUUAAAUUGAUGGAUUAACGUCAGACUAUGUAUAGCUCAACACUUUCCCUUGAUGAUUCAGAUGUUUGUAAUGUCAGAAACCCCCUAAAUUUCUUGUAUUUGGUGAAAUGUUACGCUUUAAGCUUUUAACAAUAAAAAGAAACCCAACCUGG
Molecule: messenger RNA, 4059 nt
Organism: Colius striatus (speckled mousebird)
Lineage: Eukaryota; Metazoa; Chordata; Aves; Coliiformes; Coliidae
Gene: CHAMP1
Product: chromosome alignment maintaining phosphoprotein 1
Exons: 3
Coding region: 395-3256 (953 amino acids)
Biological process (GO): attachment of mitotic spindle microtubules to kinetochore
Source: RefSeq, a predicted model, not a curated record